Messenger RNA from Gigantopelta aegis, 1878 nucleotides. RefSeq names its product WD repeat and HMG-box DNA-binding protein 1-like. Gene Ontology annotation, molecular function: chromatin binding; protein binding. Gene Ontology annotation, cellular component: nuclear replication fork. Bases 1 to 1878 code for a protein of 625 amino acids. The transcript has 17 exons. NCBI's taxonomy places the organism in Eukaryota, Metazoa, Mollusca, Gastropoda, Neomphalida, Peltospiridae. The record is from RefSeq and is a predicted model, not a curated record. Gene Ontology annotation, biological process: DNA-templated DNA replication; DNA repair; mitotic cell cycle.
AUGGGCAACGUCCCACCCCCACAUAUCUCGACCAGAAUACAGAAUGCUACCAUCGCAAUACCUUCACUUUUUUGUGUGAAUUCUCCCAUUUGGCGGGAAAAUUUGUUUGGGAAAAAAUUGAUCAUGAAACCUAUGCGUUAUGCCCACAGCGAAGGCCAUACUGAUCUAUGUUAUGAAGAUACUGGCAGAUAUAUGCUGACAUGUGGGUCCGAUGGCGAUGUGCGGAUCUGGGAAGGAAUUGACGAUGACGAUGCUGUCUCACAUCGAGUUGGUGACAGGGUGUAUGCUGUUGCAUAUAAGAAUGGCCGUUUCUUUACGUCAUCGGAUGCCAAUUCAGUCCAAGUUCACACAUUUCCCGAUGGAGGUCCAGAUGGAAUUGUUACGCGCUUCACUGCUCCUGUCAAUCACAUGUGUUUCAACCAAUCUGGGACAACUAUGGUUGCUGGGGCCAGUGAUUUCACAAUCAAAAUUAUAGUGGUGGAGACCAGCAGUCACAAAGUGUGUCAUGGUCACGAAGCCCCAAUUCUGAGUGUUGCAAUUGAUCCCAAAGAUGAAUAUUUUGCUUCAUCUAGCUGUGAUGGCAGUGUUCGAGUUUGGAAGAUGGAGGACCAAACAGUGGUCAAAUCAUGGAAUCUCUUACAGAAGUGUAAUGAUGUCAGCUUGUCCAAAACAUUGUGUCGACUUUGUUGGUCUCAAGAUGGAAAGCAUCUGUUUGUUCCUGUUGAGAAAGAAGUUCAUAUUUAUCAAAGAGACUCAUGGGAAAGAUUGUCUUCCAUUACAGACUCGCAGCUUUCUGAGGCUGUAUCCGUGACCUGUUUGUCGCCCAAUGGCUCUCAUCUGGCAGUUGGUUGUAUUGAUGGCUCUAUCUGUGUCCUAGACUGGAAGAAGAGAAAAGUACUGCACAAACAUAAACAUCAAAAGAAUUUACCCAUUACGGCUCUAGCAUGGAAUCCAUCUAAAAAUAAUGAGUUGGCUUUUUGUGAUAACCAGGGCCAGCUUGGUGUUAUUGAUGCUGCUGUUAUACAGGAUUCAACUGCUGAGGGUACCGGUGAAUCGACUCGUGGCGAGUUUGAGGGUGUGUUUGAUGACGACGAUGACAUGUUGAUUGAGGCCAGUCUUCGCCACACUGCCGACGAUAACGACAGUGUCAGUGGAGAUGGGUUCCAGCCCAAAAAAUCUACACAGGCUAUAGUAGACGAUGACGAAGAUGAUGAUGGAGACUUCCUGAAAGACCUGAAGAAUGACCUGAAAGGUGACGAGGAUGAUGCAAGCAGUGUAUCUGAAAGUCUGCCACCACAGCCCCUCCCCCUUGUUGUCAGAGAUGAUGGCUACAAGCCCACACCCUUACAGCGUCCCUUUCAACCAGCCUCAACACCAGAACACUUGCAAAGCAGAUUCAUGAAAUGGAACUCUGUUGGCAUCAUCAAGCAGUACAACACAGAGGAAGAGAACUCGAUAGACAUUGAGUUCCACGACGCAGCGACUCACCACGCCAUGCACAUCACCAACAACAUGGACUACACCAUGGCCGAUCUCUCCUCUGAAGCUGUCGUAGUGGCCUGUGUUGGCGAGAUAGAUUCACAAAGUAAAUUAACAUGUAUGCACUUUGGAUCAUGGGAUAGUGCCAAGGAAUGGACAGUUGCCAUGCCAGAAGGAGAAGACAUUCAGGCUGUGGCUGUAUGGAUACAAAAAGCCAAGUCUAAAAAGAAUGCUGAAAACCAGGAUAAGAAAAGAAAACGGGAUGAAUCAGAAACUACAGACAUGAAUUGUGCUAAAAACAAAAAGUGUGAGCUUGAUGAGACUGCUGAUGCAAAGAAGCCACUUUCCCAGUCCACCAACGACAGACUUAAAAACUUUGCUUUUGCUAAAGACGGUUGA